Molecule: messenger RNA, 1666 nt
Organism: Daldinia caldariorum
Lineage: Eukaryota; Fungi; Ascomycota; Sordariomycetes; Xylariales; Hypoxylaceae
Exons: 4
Coding region: 287-1609 (440 amino acids)
Source: RefSeq, a predicted model, not a curated record
GUAAGGUAGGUACUUACAUGGCCCCAUGGUUUCAUGGAGAGAGGUGAGGAAUAUCUUAAAGUAAUGUGCUACUCUAGGUACCUGACCUUAGGUAGGAGGUAGGUAGGUAGGUACCUUAGGUACGCAACUUUCAGACAUAUCUUCCUAAAUGUUAAACAGCGCCACUGGGUAGCGAUGCUGUUGCUAUUCUUAGACCGUCGAAUGCUAGCAACAUGGACAGUAGCUCUGGAAACAGUGUUAGCAAGCCGCGUUUUAUCUUACAUGAUGACAGGACCAAGUUACUUAUAUGAUCAGCUUUCCCCCCUUGAGAAUCCGAGACUUCCUCUACUCACCUAGGCACUGGCCAAGAUUUACUAAUUUAUUAUUCCAAUAUGAUAAGCUUCGCUUCGUUGAACGAAACCCAAAAAAUGCAAUUCUCAACAGCGGUGCCCUGCAACCCCCAGAGGGCCUAGAACCCAACUUCGACAAUCCGACCAGUGACGUACCUGGAGCAUCCGCUGUGUUCUCGGUGUGUCUGGUAUUGUCGACUAUUGCGGUCUUAGGACGUUUGUAUACCAGAUUCUUCCUUCUCAAGCAACAUUACAUAUCAGAUUAUAUACUAGCAAUAGGAUACGGCUUCUUCAUCUCGGAGUUCGCCUUUAUAUACAAGAUGGCUACGGUGCCUGGCCUAUUUGUCCAUUUGUGGGACGUCCGCUGGAGAGAUUUCAUCAGUUUUCUCAAGAAUGUUUACAUCACAUCUCAGCUGUACAUGUUCAGCAUCCUAUCCAUCAAGAUCGCGAUACUCCUGGAAUGGAUCCACAUCUUUGUCGCUCCCGGCAGCCGUGGCUUGGUGUACUGGGCAGCCCAUGUCACAAUUUGGAUCAACGUGGGGUUCUAUCUAUCCGUCUUUGUUACCAACGAAAUCGCGUGUACGCCCUACGAGUAUAGCUGGAACAAACUGAUAGACGGUAGCUGCGAACGUGCUGACACCCACUACACAAAUCUAGCCUCGUGUGUCUUCAAUGUUAUAUCCGAUAUUGUAAUCUUAUUGAUCCCAUUGAGAGUUAUCUGGGGGCUCAACAUGCCUCAAAAGAGGAAAGUUGGUAUCUCGGUGAUUUUCUCUAUUGGUUUCAUGGCUUGUGCCAUGGCAAUCCUGCGGCUCGUGGAGACUGUCCAAUAUACCGAAUCCCCCGACUAUACCUAUACAUUCGCCGGGACCAUGCUUGCUAGCGGCGCCGAACUCACGUGUGGUUUCUUAGUGGCGGGCAUCCCAAGCUUAGCGAAGCUUUUGUCAUCGCUGGACAUGCACAAGCUCAAGCGCAAGCUCAGCUUCGAUUCUGACUCCGGCCUUGGAAGACUCUGGCACUCAACUCGAAAGGCUACUGGAAGAUUGUAUCCGAGCCAGGAUAACAUGGACUCGUCUUCCUUUAGACGAGUCACGACGGAUCAGAGCUAUCUACACCCGAAGAAUUACAACCACCAAACACACAACUAUCUGGGGAGUGCAUCUUAUUCUUCUAUGCCGGCUGUCGAAGGUGGAAUUUUGCACCAGACGAAGUUUAAAGUGACCGAAUCCUACGACCUUGAAGCAGUCGAUGCACUCCCUAACGGCCCAAACGUGAGGGGUUGAGACUUAACUCGCAACUUCGGGGCUUCGGGGCUUCGGGGCUUCAAGGCAAACUGGUGU